GUUCGGUAUUUUGCUCAAAGUGUAGAGCGAGCUGAGCGGAGCCGUAAUCACGUGACCAGCGAGCGAACGGAGCAGUUGAACGCCGUAUAAAAGUACCGGAAAUUUUAAUAAACGAACGCGAAUGAGGCUGCACCGAGUACACUUUUUAAAUAAACGAACGGUAAAGUCAAGCUCGGAGAACUCAGACCAAAAUAACGAACGCAAGGUUGAGAUUCGUCAUCGAAAGCCGUCGGUCGAAUGCACAAAGCUGAACUGUCACCAUUCGCUGCGACGGUUUCUGGGUGUGGUGUAUUUGAUUCGAAUUUCAUCAGUUUCUUUCUCUUUCGUGUACGUGUAACGGUAACGUCCGGCGGGGAUUCACACAGUCCACACGUGUGAAUUCCGAGUUUAAUGCCAACGUUUGCAUUUUCUAUGCGAAUCGCAUUUUGCAAUUAGGUACUUAGGUAGUUCAGUUGCGUUUUGUAAGUUGGUGCUUUAUUCAAUUUUAUUCUCGAUUUUAUUAUUCGCGGUGGGAUACAAAUUUUGGAAUUUGAAAAUGACUGAUUUUGCUUCGGAUUCUUCAUAUAGUGAAGCUAGUAUUAAAAUGAGCGAAAGCGGCGAGUAUACAGAUAGUGAUGUUGACGUUGACGCUAUAAGCGAUGGAUUCAAAAAGCUCAAGGCUUUACCGUGCCCUGAAACAUGCGUCGAGAUUCCAAGAAAAAUCACACCACCAGCCAAACCUGCCCCUGAUAGCAAUCAGAAGCGUAGGACUCGAAAGGAUCGCCAUCAAUUCCUGAAUAAUAGUCCUUCACCAAAAUUACCAAUAGAACCUAAAGCGGUUGAACAUGAAAUGUGGGAUCCCAAUACUGAUACACCAAAGGAAAUUAAUAUCUUACUUCUUGGAGAAUCUGGUGUUGGGAAGUCAACUUUUAUUAAUUCAUUCGCCAAUUAUAUGAAACACGAAAAUUUUGAGGCAGUGCAAAGAAAUAAUUUGAGCGUUCUGAUCCAGGCUCGAUUCAAUAUUUUUGAUAAGGAUUUCAAAAAACAUCUUAUCGAAAUUGGAGCUAAUGAUGCCAAUGAAUAUUUAGCCGAUGGUGCAGCUGCCACCCAAGACGUUAAAACAUACGUAUUUUACGUUUAUAUUGAAAAUGUACCUUAUAUGAUCAGAUUGAUUGAUACGCCGGGAAUGGGCGAUCCAAGGGGCAUUGAUCAGGAUAAUAAGAAUUGCGAUUAUGUGCUAAAUUAUCUUGGGAGAUUAGAAAAAGUGCACGCCAUCUGCUUGCUUCUCAAGCCAACUAAUACCCGCUUGGAUGUGUUUUUAAACUACUGCGUUACGCAAAUUUUAUCACGUUUGGAAAAAUCUGCCACUGAAAAUAUUUCGUUCUUGUUUACCAACACGAGAGGCCAAAAUUACACACCCGGAGAAACAUAUACGUCUUUGGAAGUGUUAGUAAGGAAAAUCAAAGAUGUGAACAAUGUUCAUUUGCCGUUGAGUAAAAAUAACGUUUUCUGUUUUGACAAUGAAGCAUUCAGAUUCUUGGCAUCCAUAAAAGAAAAUGUGGAAUUUAGAGAAGGGAUUUUGGAAGCGAAUAUUGAAAGCUGGAAAUAUUCUUAUACAGAAGUUUACAGGCUAUUAUCUUAUAUCGUCGCACUAAAACCUCAUGAUCCAAAGAAAACCAUUAGCAUCAACCAUGCCCGAAAGAUGGUUUUACAAUUGUCUCAACCCUUGGCUGAAAUUGUACAAUUGAUUGGGGACAAUAUUUAUGAGCUGGACCAACACACCAAACAGCUUUUGGUAGAGAAUCAAUCUUUGGAACAACUGAAACAGAAAUUGCACAUGCCAGUAAUUGAUAUCAAAGCCAUGGAAUUGUCACAGCCUGUGACUGUUUGUACUUCUCCUAAUUGCAGUGCAAUUUAUAAGGUAGCAGGUAAAAACAAGUUUCAUUAUAAACAACGAUGCCAUAAUCCCUGUUACUUGAAUAACGUUCCUGCGGAAAUAGUUGGUGAUCCGCAUCUGUUACAUUGCACCGCUAUGCAUGGUACUUCCGUUUGUCAAGAAUGCAAUUGCCGCUAUAACACUCAUAUGCAUAUAUACUAUGAAACGGAAACAUUUGAAAACAAAAUUGUUGAUGAAAAUGUUUUGAAGAAUAUUAACACUAAGGAGGAUGCAGCAAAAGAAAAACAACGAAUCAUUAACGAAGUGUUAAAUAGGAAAGAAGAAUUUGAGAAGGAGCACACCACUAUCAUUAAGUGUUCAGCAGCGUUCGCACAUUUUCUACAACGAAAUGCAAUCACGCCUAUUAAUGAUUCUUUAAAGGAGUAUGUGAAAUAUUUAAUAUCCAGGCAAGAAAACCUAGGUCCAAGUGCCAAUAAGGAAACUUUGGAUUACUUGCGAAAGCUUCUUGCAGAAUAUGAACAAGAAAAGGCAGUUCUUGAAGAAGCACUUAAACUGGACACCGCCUCAAAUGUAAUAUUUGAUAAUUCUCCAAAUGCAAUUGAAAAGAAAAUUCAAGAACUGUUCACUCUACAUCAUUUUGGUAAAAAAAUUAAGUUACUCUACGAUUUACAUCAAUCUGGUGGAAAAAUAGAGCACAAGCAAACUGAAUUUAUCGUGAGGGAAAAAUACAAAAUAUCCAAUAUCAUUAAAUCGGUCGGAAACUCAAUCAUGAGUGUUAUUGGCUACAACAAAAAAUCACAAAAGGAAAAUCAAAAUUCAAAUGUAACCAGUCGCCAAAUGGAAUUAGAACAAAGUCAAUAUUUCAGAGGUAUUAUGACAAGACAAGAAAUGGAAGCGCUUGCAACGCUUAACCCUAAUAUGUAUCAAGGAAAUCCCUGGCAAGACCAAUCAUUUUUCUUUGGCAAUUCCAACUCUGCCAAUGCAGCACCCUACUUGCCGAGGCCACACGAACAAGACCAAUCCUAUUUUUAUACCCACCAAAAUGAUUACCAUUUGCGUCAAUUGUCACGCAAUGGACAAAAUUGGAAUGAUAAUGCUGCCAAUAACUCAUAUUAUCGAAAUGAUGGUCAAGAAAAUUCAGCAGAUGAUCCUGGUGAAUAUUAUCGUCUGCAACAAAAGGCAAUAUUAGAUGAACGUGAUAACUUGAGAGGCAAUACUGCUACUAGAAGAUCAUUUUAUGAUCACCAGAAUAAGCAACAUAAUUAUGCAAAAAAUAAUGUGACCAUGGAUCAAAACACUAAUACGAUUGGCAAUCCAAAACCACUUAAAGAAAAGCAGAACAGUGGUGAUGGCGAAUGCGAUGCCUUGAGCCUGAAAGGCAAUACUGCUAAGAGAGGAUUCUCCUGGCGAAAAAAUGAAAAGGCCAGAAAACAAAACAGCAAUGAUGGAAAUGGGAAUUCCACGGAAAAUUCAAAUAAAAAAUAUGUGGGCAAGAAGAAGCAGAAAGCUAUUCAGAGUGCGGAUGACAUAAACAGUGCAAGAGCUGCUGCAAGUGAUAACCAGGAGGAUGAUUCCAUGCAGAUCGUCAGAAAAGGCAAAAAGAACAAAAAGAAAAAAUUAAAAUUCAAAAAUUAAAACAUUAAUUUUUUUAUUUUAUGUUGGACAUAAUCCAUCAUAUUAUUCAUAUUUUUAGGGGUUUGUUGGAAAAAUUCCAUUAUUAUUUCAAGUAAUUGAAAUGUUUUUUUUUACUAUUUCUUUAGUAUGUGUAGAAUGUUUUGUUAGAAUAUUUCCAUGUUUUGGUGCUAUCACGAUAGCACGAAAAAAAUCCAUUAUUGUUUUAGGUUAUUGGUGUUACUUUGGGUAUUACAAAAUAGUCUUGUUCUUACUAUUUUUAUAGCAUGUAAGAAUGUUUGAUUCAGUUAGAUAGGUAUUGGAAUAUUUUUUGCUUUUGGUAUUAUGACGUGUAACAUGGAUAGCACAAAAUCGAGGUCACAAUAAAAUUGUUAUUUUUUUGAAUUUUCUGUUUGGGAAAACUAGCUUAUCUUUCCCAUGCUUACCGACACCCGUCUGACUCAGUCAUGUCGAAAUGCGUCUCUUCUGAGAACUGCACUAUGCAGCAAGAAACAUUUUCAACUUUGAGUUGAUUUUGUUGUGAAACAAGAAACGUAUUUAUGUUCCGCAAAGUUGAAGACUGAAGACACCAAAGAAUGGUAAUUUUGGGGAAUUUACGCUCAGAUCAUGAUAUUCCCUUUAUACAGAAAAAUUUGGAUGUAAAAGCAGCUUUUUUUAUUUGACCUCAAUUUUUGGCUCUUUAGAGUAAAUUUUGUUACCUAUCUAGUAUUAGGUUAGGGUAUGCUUAUAAUGUUACAGAUGACAAGCAGGACGUUCAUUUUAUACAGUAGGUCCACCAAAAAAUUGAUUACCUAUAUUUAUAGGGCAAGUGGGCUUAUUCUUGGUUUAUUGUAUACAUUCCAUUAUUAUUUCAGUAUAGUUUUUUUUUUCAUGUGAAUGUAUGGAAUUAUUGAGUUUCUUUUAUAUGAGUAUUAUAAUAGUUUUAGUGCUGUUGCAAUAUCAAAUAUUGUUUCUAUGUUAUUAUUCUUUAAUAAAAAUUACCUCGGUACUCAGUUUAA
Ceutorhynchus assimilis (cabbage seed weevil) is the source of this 4506-nucleotide messenger RNA. Lineage: Eukaryota; Metazoa; Arthropoda; Insecta; Coleoptera; Curculionidae. The record is from the annotation of a GenBank genome assembly.